Messenger RNA from Manis javanica (Malayan pangolin), 8487 nucleotides. RefSeq names its product extracellular leucine rich repeat and fibronectin type III domain containing 1 (gene ELFN1). The record is from RefSeq and is a predicted model, not a curated record. Gene Ontology annotation, molecular function: protein binding. NCBI's taxonomy places the organism in Eukaryota, Metazoa, Chordata, Mammalia, Pholidota, Manidae. Gene Ontology annotation, cellular component: plasma membrane.
UGGAGCGGCCCUGAGGAGCAGGCGGCCAGGGGCAGCUGGGCUGGCCGAGGGCACUGCCGGGGCCUGCCCGGCCGAGCGAGGAAGGAGGCAGGAGGGGUCGGAGGCUCCGUCCUUGGGGGUCGAGGCUGCCCCUCAGCCUCUGCUUCGGACGGCUGUGUGGCGAUGGGCAAGACCCUGGGCCUCUCCUGACUCAGUUUCCUCCCCUGUAACAUGCGGAAAGGGGGGCUUCCCCACACGCAGAGUUGUGGAGAUCAAACCAAACGGGAAGUGUUCGAGAGGCCCCCGGAGUCAUCCCAGAGCAGGACCGGCAGAGCUGGAGACGCAGGGAGCUGUCAGGACGCCUAGGCCGAUGGGGAAGGAGGCCUCGGCAGGACGCGGGUGGAUGACGGGAGGCGGCCGGCAGUGAGGGAGACACGCUCCCUCCCGGCGACCAUGCGGUUUGGGACAGGACAUCCCUGAGGACACAGCUUCCCCUUCUGCCCCCCAUCACCCCGGAAGGCUGAGCAGGUCUCCCACAGCAAUGGUCCCCAUGGCCGCCUGCCGGUGGGGGGCACUGUGGGCAUGUGUGGCCGCGGCCAUCCUGCUGCACGUGGGCGGGCUGGCCUGGGGCGACUGCUGGCUGAUCGAGGGUGACAAGGGCUUCGUGUGGCUGGCCAUCUGCAGCCAGAACCAGCCACCAUACGAGGCCAUCCCGCAGCAGAUCAACAGCAGCGUGGUGGACCUGCGGCUCAAUGAGAACCGCAUUCGCAGCGUGCAGCAUGCCUCCCUCAGCCGCUUCGGCAACCUCACGUACCUCAACCUCACCAAGAACGAGAUUGGCUUCAUUGAGGAUGGCGCCUUCUCGGGCCAGUUCAACCUGCAGGUGUUGCAGCUGGGCUACAACCGGCUACGGAGCCUGACAGAGGGCGUGCUGCGUGGGCUGGGCAAGCUGGAGUACCUGUACCUGCAGGCCAAUCUUAUUGAGGUGGUUGCGCCCGGCGCCUUCUGGGAGUGCCCCGGCAUCGUCAACGUGGACCUGUCCAUGAACCGCAUCCAGCAGCUGCACAGUGCCACGUUCUCCGGGCUGCCCCGGCUGUCUGUGUGCGAGCUCUACAGCAACCCCUUCUACUGCUCCUGCGAGCUCCUGGGCUUUCUGCGCUGGCUAGCUGCCUUCACCAACACCACGCAGACCCACGACCGCAUGCAGUGCGAGUCGCCGCCGCUCUACUCCGGCUACUUCCUCCUGGGCCAGGGCCGCCAUGGCCACCGCAGCAUCCUCAGCAAGCUGCAGUCUGUGUGCACCGAUGGCUCCCAUGCGGCCGAGCCCCUCCCGGGGCCAGGCCAUCUGCAGCCGGGCCGCUCGCCACCCCCACCCCUGCCACCUGAGCCCAGUGAGGCCCCCUGCACUGAUGAUGAGUGCUUCUCUGGCGAUGGCACCACACCGCUGGUAGCCCUGCCCACGCUGGCCUCCCAGGCCGAGGCCCGUCCCCUCAUGAAGGUCAAGCAACUGACGCAGAACUCGGCUACUAUCAUGGUGCAGCUACCCAGCCCGUUCAACCGCAUGUACACACUGGAGCACUUCAACAACAGCAAGUCAUCCACUGUCUCCAGGCUGACCAAGGCCCAGGAGGAGAUCCGCCUGACCAACCUGUAUGCACUCACCAACUAUACCUACUGUGUGGUCUCCACCAGCUCCGGGCUGCACCACAACCACACUUGCCUCACCAUCUGCCUGCCCAAGCCUCCCAGCCCGCCCGGGCCCGUGCCCAGCCCCUCCACGGCCACCCACUACAUCAUGACGAUCCUGGGCUGCCUGUUCGGCAUGGUGCUGGUGCUUGGUGCCGUCUACUACUGCUUGCGCAGACGGCGGCGCCAGGAAGAGAAGCACAAGAAGGCAGCCUCGGCAGCGUCAGCCGGCAGUCUCAAGAAGACCAUCAUCGAGCUCAAGUACGGGCCCGAGUUGGAGGCGCCCAGCCUGGCCCCACUGUCCCAGGGUCCACUGCUGGGCCCUGAGGCCGCACCCCGCAUCCCAUACCUGCCGGUGGCCGCCAGCGAGAUGGAGCAGUACAAGCUGGUGGAGAGCUGCGAGACGCCCCAGGCCGGCAAGGGCAGCUACAUGGAGGUACACACGGGCGAGCAGGCAGAGCGCAGGGACUGUGAGCCAGGCCGGCCGGGCCCCAGCAGCCAAAGCUCCGUGGCUGAGAUCUCCACCAUCGCCAAGGAGGUGGACAAGGUCAACCAGAUCAUCAACAACUGCAUUGAUGCGCUCAAGUCUGAGUCCGCCUCUUUCCAGGGUGGCAAGCAGGGGGCCGUGUCGGUGGCUGAGCCACCGCUGGUGCUGCUGGCUGACCCGCUGGCAGGCAAGCACGGUUUCCUAGCGCCUGUGUACCAGGACCCCUUCGGCCAUGGCCUGCCACGGCACCACAGCGUGGAGGCAGCUGCGGGGCCCAUACAUGCCAGCACCUCAUCUGGCGGCUCUAUGCGCAGCCCGCGGGCCUUCCAUGCUGAAGCCGCCAGUAUGCACAAGGCUGCGACUGCCGAGGCCCAGUACAUCGAGAAGAGCUCACCCGCGGCCGGUGCCAUCCUCACUGUGACACCCGCGGCCACCGUGCUGCGGGCCGAGGCCGAGAAGGGCCGCCAGCACCGGCACUCGUACCCCGGAUCCCACCCCACUGCACCCUCCGUGUCCCCCGCACCCCCACCCCAGGAGGGCCCAGGCGGCCGCAAGGCAUCCAUCCUGGAGCCACUGACCCGGCCGCGACCCCGCGACCUGGCCUACGCACAGCUGUCUCCGCAGUACCAUAACCUGAGCUACUCCUCCAGCCCCGAGCACACCUGCAGGGCCCCCCAGAGCAUCUGGGGGCGUCUCGGACUGAGCCGCCGGCGGCACAAGGAAGACGAGGAGUUCAUGGCGGCUGGCCAUGCCCUGCGCAAAAAGGUGCAGUUUGCCAAAGAUGAGGAUCUGCACGACAUCCUGGACUACUGGAAGGGUGUGUCUGCCCAGCACAAAUCCUGAGCCCACCACCUGGUGCCGCCCCCGAAACUCGUGAUGCCCACUGGACCAAAAAGGACCUGAGCCACUGCAGCUGUUUGUAACCCAGAGACUUACACACACACACUCACACUCAACAGCAGCCAUCGCUGACGCCUGGGGGCCUGCAGAGAAAGUGGGGAGGAGGUGCUGACAGCAGACACAGGUGGCCGAAUGCCUGCCCGGCCCUGGUGGUCUCACAGGUGUGAGCGGCUGCCCACACUCACUGUGCGUGCACACACACACACACACACAAGGAACUUCGGAAAACUGUGUCUUAGGGGUGGGAUGGGGGAUGGGAGAUUUUUUCAUUCUCUCUCUUCGUUUGAUUCUUCUGCCUCUAUUUUCCUUUCUCUUUUCUUCCGUUUUUAAAAAUAAAUAAAUAAAAGCUCUCUUAACAAGAUAUGAAACACCAGACAUGGGGAGCACGGCCUGCAUGGCCGCCUGCUUGCAUGAUCUCCUCUGUCUGUGGUUCUCUGUGGACGUUAUUCAGUCUGUCUCUUCACUGCCACCUCCGGAGGCCACCAGAGAGGGGCAGAGCGGAUGCAGGCAUCCGGGGCUGUCCUGGAGCCCUGCAGGACUCAGGGGAGGGCUGUGCCUGUGGCCAAUGGGGUGGCCUGGAGAGGCGAGGUGGAAGUGCUCCCGCCCUGCCCCCACUGCACACGGCUGUCGUCCUAUUGUACAGAAGAAUAUUUCUAUAUUUGCAAUGUUCGCUGUAAAAUGAGAGAGAGAAAAGAACUAAGUUUACUAAAAAAAAAAAAUUCUGCAAAGGAAAAAAACCCAAAUACUUGUUUGUACUGGGUUUUUACUGUGGGAAUUAGGGAAAUAAUUGGUGGUUCUUUUAUGGCUGGUUUGGGGAUGGGGCCUGGGUUCCAGGUGGGUCACUACUGAGCUCUCUUCCCAGGGGGGCAGGCAUGACCUUGAAUGGCCACUGGCAGAGCACCUGAGAGUCAGGGGAGUCAGGGACAGCCGACAUGGGCUGUGGGCAUGAGGGGGUAUAUGGGGCCCAGGUGCUGUGCACAGGGCCAGACCUGGGAGCUGAGGGGCUGGAGCGGGCCUGAGGGCGGCCAGGGGUGGCAAGGUGAGUGUGGGUGCUGUGGGUUUGUGGGUGAGCUUCAGGGCAUGUUGGGGUGCCCCUGCAAUGGCCAGGACCCCUGGGGAUGCUGGGCUUGAGCCAGACCCCUCCAGGGGCAUCUUGUCCACCUUGGUGCAGCCCCAAAUUUAGAAUGAGCAUGUGGCUGGAGUGCAUGUGUGAAGCACUGUUCAAACUCCCCAGGGAAGAUGGCAUCCCAGCACCCAGCCCAGAGGAAGCCCCUCUGUGGCUGGCUGAGUGCUCCUGGCUCCCAGGCCCUCAUGCUGCCCUCGUGCCCCAUCAGCCCUGCACCUGCCCCCACCCCUCUGCCCCCAGGUCCUCCGUUGCCCCGAUCCCUGGCUGGGCUGGCCCUCUCCUGUCCUUCCUGGAGCCCCGUGCCCAUGCCUCCAUCUGGGGCAAGCUCAUUCCCAGCCUGCAUGUCUAGAACUGGACCCAAGGGGCAGUGGGGGCCCAGGAGGCGCCAAAGCUGGGAGCAGAGUGAGGGAAGCUCUGGGGGCUGGUGGGUGGCAGGGAUGGGCGUGGCCCCCAGGUGCGACAGCAGGGCUGGGAGGCGGUGGGGGUGGGGGGUUAGCACAGGCUCUGCUCACACCCCCACGACAGAAAGUCAGCCCUCCUCAGUAGCUGUUUCCAGUCCUGGGUGCCUCUCUGAGACAGGGAGGAAGCCUACGGGGUGGCGUGGGUGGGGCCAUCACCCUCCUGCACACGCCCACCUCACCCUGACCUCUGCUUGGCUGGCCCCAUUAAGGUCCUGGUGAGCAAGGUCUUCACAUGCACAUGACCUGGGGGGCUCAGACUGGCCCCUCGACAGCCUCUCCAGAGCAGGGCCUUCUGACGGUGCUGCAUGGCUGGCCCCUCUCUGCUUGGCCCAAGAGGCCCCAGGCUUCCCCACUCCAGGUGGCUCACCCUCCGCCAUGGGGUCCCGGGACGAUGGCUCUAGGGGGCCUGCAGAGGCUGUAAGUGGGCCCACAAGGCCAGGCCCAGGGCAGUGGGGGCAGGGAGAGGAGGCAGGGCCUGGUGUGGAGGCCCAGAGAGGGGCCUGUGUUGCCCGAGGUCGCACAGUACACAUGGUGACAGUCCUGACCCUGGGACAGAGCUGGGCCAGGCCUCUCGGCCUGCAGCUCCCUAUGUCUAAGGAGAUGAAGUUGGCUAUUGUAGGGGAUCAGAGGACACGCUCAGGGUAGAGGAGCUGCCUAACCCCAGACAGGCCAGCUCACGCUGCCACCAAGCAGGGAUGUGGAGGCAGAGGCCAGGACUGAAGAGGGCCCCAAGGAGGGAGGGUGUGGGUCCUGGGCAGCCAAGAAUGUCCAUUCCAGGAGCCCGGACCCGGGAACACUGGGGCCCUUCAGAGGCACCCUAACUGCCUGACGCCACACCAGCCUUGGGACCCAGGCCCUGCGUCCUGAGCCCUUGCUUGAAGGAGGCCAUGGUGGAGCCAACCCAAGUAGAGGAUGCAUGUACUCGGCACCUACUAUUUGCAGGGCUCUGCACUGAACAGUACUGGUGCCCAGAGAGGGGUCCCACCUGCCCCAGCCCCUGCGGGCCUCACAGGCCAGCUCAGGGUGGUGGGCCAGGAGACCCAGGGAGGGCGGCCUGCCCAAGGAGAACCUGGCAGGCUCUCUGGGAGAGAUGGUGUGUGGCCUGGAUAAGGAAACCGCGGUGAGGAGGGUGAAGUCCAAGAAGGUCUGCGUUCUGAGGGUUCAGCUGAGCUGCAAGUGCAGGACCAGGGUCUGUGUGGAGCCCUGCCUGCGGUGGGAAUUGGUGCCUGGCUUCUGUGAGGUGAGGCUCGGACCCAGGCCCCGCCGGCCUGCCCUGGCACAGCACGCGGAUGCUGACACCUGCCACUGCCAUGCACUGGGUCACCGAGAGCUCGUGGGGCCUGUGGGGCCAGAGGCCGCCUGUGCGCUGGAGGUUCUGUGCCAGUUCUGUCAGCAAGGAAUGCUGCCUAACAGCCGUGGAUGCGCUACUGCCCCCGCUGCGCUCCCCAUGUCCCCUGCCCUCCAACAAGCCAGCUCUCCUGGCGAUGGUGGAGGGUGAGCCCCUGUGGCCACACUGACUAACGGUUGAUGGCUGGAGUGAGUCACACGGCUGAGCUCAAAGUCAAGGGGUGAGAUGGGCCACCCCACCCCAGCAGCAUGUGGUGAAGGGCAUGGCCCAGGGAGGGGUGAAGAAUUAGGGCUGCAGCCUCCCUCAGGCCAGACUGCGGAGCUCAGAGCAGGAAACCCAAUACGUGUUCCUCAAGUCCGCUCAGCCACCCAGCAUGCAAUUACAGAGCACAGGUGUGCGGCAGGCAGGCCAGAGGCAUGGAUGAAACACGUCCUCCUCCCUUGAGGGGGAGUCAGUCACAGUCCCAACAGGAAAGAGGUGACUCUCCAAAUAGAGUAAUUCAAGGGGGGGGUGGCCUACAAGGCACCAUUUCCAGAUAGUGAAGGGGACCAACAGGGACAGCAACAGGCAAGCUGGGAUGAGGGGACUGUCAGAGGGCUUCCAGCAGGAUGCCACCACAGGCCCCGUCCCUGGCCCUCCCUCUCCUGCGGCCCCAGCAGGUGAAUGGCCCAGGAGGCAGAAGGCCCAGGGAUGAGGUCCCUACCAGCCCGUGGCCUGCAGAGGAUGUGCCGAGCAGCUUGCUGCCAAGGUCUGGGGCCGAGCCAGAGAGGCCUGGGGGCUAUGGGAGAGGCUGCCACUGACCGGACAAUCCGACGCAUGCUGACAAGGCGCCAGGGGAGGCCGGUGAGGUGGCCGUCACCUCCCCUGCAGAGUGGGGGACUUCAUCACUGGAGACCUUGAAGGACAAACAGGAGUUGGCAAGGCAGAGAUGGGGAGGGCAGUUGGGCAAGGGACCUCUACCCAGAGGGAAUGGCAGGACUGAGGCCCCCCAGAGCUCCUCCAGCCCGGGGAGGCAGGUGCAGCCUGGGUAUGGUGGGGCGGGCGCUGCUGGAUGCAGGGAGGUGGGCGAGCCAGGCUCUGAGGGUCCACCGAGCAAGCAUGAAGACAGCGUGGGGCUGCGGCGGCCACUGAUGGCACUUACGUGACUUGGAUUGAUUUUUUUCCCAUGGCAAAAGUAAUCCUUUCAUUACAUAAACUUUAGAAAAGUUAACCAUAGAGAAGAAAUGAGAAAUCAGUCAAUCUCACCACCGGACAAACAUGGGGGGCACUUUGGUCUCUGUCCUGCCCUGGCUCUGUAAGCAAGGCAGUGCCUCCCACACGCCCAGUCUGCUUACUCUGCGUGACAGCUCCAAGCGCUCUAGAGCCCCUAAUCCCCCCCGGUGGGUCCCACGUGUGCUACCAAGACGGAGACAUACCCUGUGCUUUAGGAUCUGGUAGCAGAGAAGACACUGAUGACGCGAGGGCAGGCGGGACGGGGGGCUGGACGGUGUUUGAGUGAGAGGAUGAGUCACGGCUGGAGGGCGGGUGGUCUUGGCCGGCACCGUGCACGGUUGCUCCCCCUGCCCGGGAGGGAGCACCAUCCACAGAAGGUCACAGGUGCUGGGGGAAGGUGGGAGCUUGCCUCUGGCCUCACCAUCUCUCCUCCUUUGCACUGCCUUUUUAUUCUACUUUCUGGGAGGUUUAUUUUUAAUUUUUAAAAUUUGAAGUAAGUAUAGGGUCACAGGAAGUCACAAAAAUAGUACAUAGAGUCCCCAGCUUCCCCAAGGGUAACUCAUAUAGCAGUAGUGUGUCCUGAAAACCAUGAGUUGUUCUGUCCAUUGGUACAAUCCUGUUAAUUAGACUACAGAGCCUAUGUGGCCGUCACCGGCUGCCACAUGCCCUCGUGUGUGUGUGUGUAUGUGUGUGUGUGUGUGUGUGUGGUCUUUGCAGAUCUAUCCCAUGUAUAUAGAUUUGUGUGAUUGCCACCACAAUCAAGGUACAGAACCAGUCUACCACCAGGAUGUCCCUCCUGCCCCCCACUCCAUCCCUGACCUCCGGCACCACUAAUCUGCUCAUCUCUGUCAUUUUGAGAAUGUUAUAUAAAUGGAAUCAUACACUGUGUAACCUUUCGAUAUUGGUUCUUUCAGUAAACACAGACCCUUGAGACCCACCCAAGUUGCUGUGUGUACCAGCAGUAUGUUCCUCUUUAUUGCUGAGUAAUUUGCCAUUGUACAGAUAAUGAGCCAUGGCUUGUUUGGCCAUUCCCCUGUGAUGGACAUGUGGGCUGUUUUCCAUUUGGGGCUACGACAAAUAAAGCUGCUAUGAAAAUCCUCAUGCAGGUUUUCGUGUGAACUCAAGUUUUCAUUUCUCCGGGAUGAGCACUUAGGAGGGCCAUUGCCGGGCUGUGUGGUAAGUGUAAGGAGCUGCCCAGGGAUGUCCCAAGAUAUGACCAUUCCACAUCCUCACUAACAUUUGGUGCUAUCACUGGUUUUUAUUUUAGUUAUCCUAAAAGUGUAUAGCA